This is a messenger RNA of Venustampulla echinocandica, 1209 nucleotides long. Its product is annotated as putative N-glycosylase lyase. The transcript has 3 exons. Gene Ontology annotation, cellular component: nucleus. Gene Ontology annotation, biological process: base-excision repair, AP site formation; nucleotide-excision repair; base-excision repair. Lineage: Eukaryota; Fungi; Ascomycota; Leotiomycetes; Helotiales; Pleuroascaceae. Gene Ontology annotation, molecular function: 8-oxo-7,8-dihydroguanine DNA N-glycosylase activity; damaged DNA binding. The record is from RefSeq and is a predicted model, not a curated record. Bases 1 to 1209 code for a protein of 402 amino acids.
AUGGCAAAUAUCCGUGUCUCUGAGUGGCGGAAGCUUCCAGUAAGCCUUGCGGAGCUCUGCAUAGAUACUACUUUGCGAUGUGGGCAAUCUUUCAGGUGGAAAAAGCUAGGCAAUGAUGAGUGGUCCUGCGCUCUCCACGGACAGAUUUUGUCUUUGAAACAGGAUGAUUAUUAUCUUCAUUACCGAUCUAUGAGACCAAGCACCACGUGCCCAUUGAUUCUUCCAAACUCAGUCAAUUCUCACGUGGCCAAGAUUGAAAAUGAGGAUGAAGCAACAGAAAGCCUACUUAGACGAUACUUCAACCUCACCCCCAAUGUCGCCACUCUGUACGAGUAUUGGUCUUCGGUUGAUCCUAAUUUUAAAAAGAGGGCUCCGAGUUUCGCAGGCGUCCGUAUCUUGAAGCAAGACGCUUGGGAAACUCUUGUGGCAUUCAUAUGUAGCAGUAAUAAUAAUAUAGUGAGGAUAUCACAAAUGGUUAAUAAUUUAUGCUUGCAUUAUGGGCCAUUAGUUGGGCGUAUCAAUGAUGUAUCCUUUCACGAUUUUCCUCCUCCAGAGGCCCUCACUGGACCCAGAGUUGAGGCGCACCUCCGUGAACUUGGCUUUGGCUAUCGCGCUGCGUAUAUAGCCAAAACAGCCUUGAUGGUUGCAAAUGAAAAGCCAGAAGGCUGGCUACAGAGCUUACGCAACGAUGGUGAUAAUCCGGACCAGAAAUUACCGCGAGGAGGCCGGGAUGGUUAUCGACGAGCCCAUGAGGAAUUGCUACAACUUCUAGGCGUCGGGCCAAAGGUGGCCGAUUGUAUUUGUUUGAUGGGGCUCGGUUGGGGCGAAGCCGUGCCUGUUGAUACUCAUGUUUGGCAGAUUGCCCAGCGCGAUUAUAAGUUUGGCAAGGGGAAAAACAAAAGCCUCACGAAGGCUACUUACGACGCUGUUGGCGAUCACUUCAGAGAACUUUGGGGCAAGGAGGCUGGGUGGGCUCAUUCCGUGCUUUUCGCUGCGGAUCUAAAAACGUUUUCAGAGAGGCUUGCGCCCAAGGUCAAACUGGACGUGGAGGAAGUCAAAAUUAAGGAAGAGGACGGGACCGUCGUAGAAUCAAAGGUUAUUGUGAAAAGGGAAUACACAUUACAUGAGGUGAAGGAUGAGUUUGGGAAAGACAAGGUUUUGUCUGAGAGCCCACGUAGUCAGAGAGCGAAGCGUCGAAGAGUUGUAUAG